UUUCCUGUUCACUCACAGCUAGGCGUGAUCUGUCUUGUCUCCUUUAUCUGAGCAUUUGUGAACAUUUUAGGACAAUUCUUCGCCACACCUUAAGAUUUAUUCUUCAUAAUGCAGAGUGCCAAGUGUGUGUUUGUUGGAGACACUGGAUCUGGAAAGUCCUAUUUACUUUCCACCUACAUAAGAAAAUCAUUUCCUGGAGAGUACCAUCCAGACUUUCUGGACCGUUACUCUGUAGAAGUGAAGAUUAAAAACCAGAUUGUUCAAUUACAUGUUUUGGAUACAGCUGGCUCUGAAGACUAUGCACGUUUACGUCUUUUAGCAUAUCCUGACACCAAUGUUGUUGUUAUUUGUUUCUCCAUUUCUGACCCUUUAUCCUACCGCAGUGUUACACAAACGUGGCUUCCAGAUAUUAACCUGAAUUGCCCUAAAGCUCCUAUUCUUCUGGUGGGAACUAAGAGUGAUCUGCGUAAUAACAAAGAGGUUUUGGAGAAACUUAAAGAGAAACAUCUAUCCACAAUAAACCAGCAACAGGGACUUGCUCUGGCAAAACAGAUCAAAGCUGCUGGAUAUUUUGAAUGUAGUUCAAUGCAUCAAGAAGGAUUGGAUGAGAUAUUUGAAAAGGCUGCACAUACAUUUCUUCAGAGAAAAAAGAGAGCUCGCUCAAAAAAACACUGUAUCAUUUUAUAG
Periophthalmus magnuspinnatus is the source of this 687-nucleotide messenger RNA. Its product is annotated as ras-related C3 botulinum toxin substrate 2-like. Gene Ontology annotation, biological process: establishment or maintenance of cell polarity; actin filament organization; cortical cytoskeleton organization. Gene Ontology annotation, molecular function: protein kinase binding; GTPase activity; GTP binding. Gene Ontology annotation, cellular component: cytoskeleton; plasma membrane; cell cortex. NCBI's taxonomy places the organism in Eukaryota, Metazoa, Chordata, Actinopteri, Gobiiformes, Gobiidae. The transcript is spliced from 2 exons. The coding region runs from base 109 to 687 and encodes 192 amino acids. The record is from RefSeq and is a predicted model, not a curated record.